Molecule: messenger RNA, 1852 nt
Organism: Melopsittacus undulatus (budgerigar)
Lineage: Eukaryota; Metazoa; Chordata; Aves; Psittaciformes; Psittaculidae
Gene: SNAPC1
Product: small nuclear RNA activating complex polypeptide 1
Exons: 10
Coding region: 79-1227 (382 amino acids)
Biological process (GO): snRNA transcription by RNA polymerase III; snRNA transcription by RNA polymerase II
Cellular component (GO): snRNA-activating protein complex
Molecular function (GO): sequence-specific DNA binding
Source: RefSeq, a predicted model, not a curated record
GCAGCGGCGGCGACAGAGAUAACGGGGGCGGAACACCCCCUGCCCCUCACGGGAGAGCCCCGGCAGCAGGCUGCGCGCAUGCGCGGGAAAGCUGCGCAGGCGCGCUGGGGAGGUGGUGUGUGGCGGCGGGGUGGCAGGAUGAGCUCGGUGCCGGGUUUGCAGGUGGACUGCGAGGAGCUGCUUGGUGCCUUUCAGGAAGCUGACACCGUCCGGUUCGAGCGCUUCGCUGAGCUGUGGCGGGAGCGCCGCUUCCACACCAUUUUCUAUGGUAGAAUAAGAGCGUUGGAGAGGAAUAAGCUCACAAAGAAGACUUUAGAAGUGGCACAGCAGUACUUCUUGCCCCCGUAUGCUUUCCAGAUUCGAGUUGGUGCUCUGUACCUUUUGUAUGGGCUCUAUAGUACACAGCUCUGUCAGCCAAAACAGAAGAUCAGAAUCGCUCUAAAGGAUUGGCCUGAAAUCCAUAAAUUUCAACAGGAUCUGAUAAACUCCCAGCAUUAUGACGCAGCAUACAUUUUUAGGGCACUGCGACUUGCCAGAGCGUUCCAUUUCACAGCAAUGCCAAAGCUUCUAAACUACAGAACUAAGAAGAAGAUUCAGGAAAACGAAUUUAAAGAAGAAUUUAAGGAGCCGAGUAACAGAGUAAACAGCCUUAUCACUAAUGAUGUAUUGGAGGAACUGAUGAAUAUUCAUGACCACUAUCAGAAAAUGAAGUGUGUCAUUUCAGCUGACAAAUCCCAGCCAGACAAGGCUCUGAGCUUGAUAAAAGAUGAUUUUGUAGCUACUCUUAAAGAUAUAACCUUGGAACAUCAGGAAUGGCAGCAGAACAGAAUGAAAUUAUUCCUAAAUGCUAAAGAAACCGAUGAAAUGCUAAAUAAAAAGGAACAAGGGAAUCUGCUAGAAUCAGAGGGUUCUGAAAGAGCAAAUGCUUUGGCUAGGAUCAAAUACAAGUCUUAUUCUGCGGUUGUUGAGGCUUCCAAAUCCAGAAGACAUCGACAAGUAAAAUUGGAAUCUUCUGAAUCAGGAUCGAAUUACGGGAAAUCUCCAAGCCGAAGUAAAAAAGCCAGUAGGAGACCACAGCUAGCAAGGAAAAGAGAUUCUUUGGGAAUCAAAGGUGAAAUGCAAGUGGCAAAGGAAACUGUUACUCAGCAUAUUGGAAUGCCUGUAAUCACAGAAGAAAACUCAGAUGAAGAAGAAGUAUCUCUUCCCAAGAGGAAAAGAAGAUGUUAGAGGAUCCAGUUGGAGAAAAGCUAACAUUAAUUUUAAUGACAAAAUGUUAAUGUCAGAGGUAACACAAAAUGCUUGUUUUGGAUGUCUUUGAAUGUACAACAAGAGGCGUCUGGGACCAGAAAUACAGGUGAUGCUGGAAUACCGGUAGCAUGUGGUAUACCUUAGCUGCCUCUUGGUACAGCCUCUGGUGCCUUUUGUUUACCUGGUGAAUGCUUCUUUUGGGAGACAAAGUUGCUGUGCUCUGUUUGAGAUUGAAAGAGAACAUGGUUGCUUGUUGUAUUUAGUUUGUAUAAUGUGAGUUAUUGCUUGGAACUCAGGUUGAUCUAAAAUGAUGGGUUUAGCUGAGACACUAAAAGAACAGCUCACAAUAUUUCCCCAAAUGAGACAUGUUUGUAAUCUUUUGUCUCUGAACAUAAAAUUAAGGUUAUUGACUGUUGAAAAUUAGUACAAUAAAGUAUUUUUCACGGUUUGCUUGCUCCAUUUUAUAGUGUGUAACUUCAGCAAUGUUUAUUGUGGUUUGAUCCCACAGGUGCAGGAAGUGUACUUGAUGAUAAGCCUUUUAUUAUACUCUGUCUCCAGCAGAUACGGAAUCAUUGUGUAUUCAAAUAAAGAAAUGUAAAGUGUA